Molecule: messenger RNA, 1490 nt
Organism: Austrofundulus limnaeus
Lineage: Eukaryota; Metazoa; Chordata; Actinopteri; Cyprinodontiformes; Rivulidae
Product: cbp/p300-interacting transactivator 3
Exons: 2
Coding region: 258-938 (226 amino acids)
Biological process (GO): regulation of DNA-templated transcription
Cellular component (GO): nucleus
Molecular function (GO): transcription coactivator activity
Source: RefSeq, a predicted model, not a curated record
GGGGGGAGGACCAAUGGCAACAAAGGAGAAGGAGAGGACGGAGGCUCCUCCUCUCCAUCCCUCUCCCUCUGUCUGCUCUCUACRUGGAUAUAAUCCCUGAGCUGACCCAGAAAACUAACUCCUCCGACUGACCGACAAGCCGCACAGUUUGAAUCCGCCUCAGGGCUGCAUGUACCCGGGGACUCAUCUGAAGGAAGCRCCCGGUCCUGGUCUGACUUCAUUUGGACUCUUAUCACACUGGGUGAGACCACACAGCCAUGGCUGAACACAUGAUGAUGCCCAUGGCCCACAGCUUCAGGAUGGGCAUGAAUGGACCUCCACAACACAGCAGCCAGCGCGGACUUCCCAAUGGACAGGUUCUGCACUACGGAAGGAACCCUCAGAACAACUCCGAGGCUGCCAUGAGGCAGAGAUCCAACAUGAUGGGACCGGGAGGAAUGGGUGGCCAUGUGAAUGGAGCCUCUAUGGUCAGCCAUCAUCACCAGAUGAUGCCUGGGAACGUGAUGUAUAACAGUCCGGGCCCACAGCAGCACCACCACCACAUGCACCCCCAGCAGCAGCAGCAGGGUGGACACCCGCAGCAGUACCACCCCGGUAACCUCACCUCCCAGCAACUCAUGGCGAGCAUGCACCUGCAAAAACUCAACACUCAGUAUCACGGACACCCGCUGGGCUCGGCCGGUGGCCACCACAUGGCCAACGGAGCUCAGUACAGAGUGGGCCCGGCUCAGCUCUCGGGCAUUCAGCACAUUGGCGGGCCUUUGGGGCUCAAUGGAAUGGACGCUGAUUUAAUUGACGAGGAAGUUCUAACUUCUCUGGUGCUGGAGUUUGGUUUGGAUCGCGUUCAGGAGCUGCCGGAGCUCUUCCUGGGACAGAACGAGUUUGACUUCAUAUCGGACUUCGUGUGCAAACAGCAGCCAAGCACAGUGAACUGUUGAGCUGGAUGUUUGGAAAGGCCAAAAAUGACUGAGCGGCUACAGUAGCACAGCGAAAGGAGACAAUCUCUCAGUUCUAUUUGGGCGUGUUUGUCUUUAGGACAGUGUCUUGUUGUAUCGACGAUGAAAAAUCGUAGGGGGUUGGAGKGGGUGCAGUCAAAUGGCCAGGUUAGUCUUUUCUUUGAGCAGGUGAUCUGCUGUCUUWGGCCAAACAAAGGGGUCAUGAUGGACCCAUCUGGCUCUCAGUACAUGUGCCUCCAGUGCCAAGGCUUUUGGAAAACUGUAAAUUCAACAAACCCAAUGAAAGAUGACCUCCUGGAACUGUCCAGCUCUGUUCUGACUCUGUGGUGUCUGUAAAUGUGUGAUCACUGAUUAAAUCUAUAACUAGUAGCAGACAUCUUACAAAGCUUGUCUUCUGAAACUGUUUAUGCAAAGAUGAAGCUGUUCAAUGUGGGGGUUGAUUUUUUUGCGUGUGCAUAUUGAAGGCUGGCUCUUCAAAAUAACUUCAAACAAACAAAUAAACAACAAAAAAGCAUUUUCUUGAAUAGUUGAGAA